GCGGAAUGAGGAGGAGCAGCAGCAAGCAAGCAAGAAAAGGGGCGGGGCUUCAGUAGCAGCGGCGCGUGGCCUCGCCCCGCCCCCUCCAACGGUUUUGCGCGUGGCCGCGGCUUCGCGGGAGCGUUGCGCGCCUUUUCUCCGGCGGCGUGGUGGGAGGCGGGAAAAGGCGGGAUGCUCCCCUCGGCGGGUUUCUUCAGGAGCCUCCCUUGCCCCUUCGACGCUCGCGGGUGUCGGCGGCCCCACUGCCAGUACAGACACGAGGCCCUUCGGCGCCGGCUUCAAGGGGAGCCGCCGGUCCCUCAGCCGCGGCCGCUGAGUGGCUCUUCCGCGCAGGGUCUUGAUAAAAAUAUCCAAGAAUUAGAAAUGAUCAACAAAGCAAUUCAGUCACUCAAGACUGAAGUUGAAGAGCAGAAGAAACUAUUCUGUUACGACUGGGUGCAAGAUUUCAAAAAUAAUGUGAUUUUUGCAACCAAUCACAACAAAGGAAAUAAAUCUUUCUCUGAUGAAGGUGAUGCCUGUAAUAGUCCUGUAGAAGUAAAAAAUAAUACCAUUUCAAUCUCAAAAGAAUCUAAAAGGUCCAGUAAAUAUAUUCUUGACCAUAGCUGUCCAGCUACUGAUCUUGAAUAUGACCCAUUACUCAAUUAUUCUGCAGGUCUCGGGUCUUCUUUGAAGGAAGUAGAUAAAAAUGACACAUGCCACUCUAAACAUUUUAAAGUCUCUCAUUGUAGAGAUUUACAAGCAUCUAUAAAAACUUUUCCAGGUGAAAAUAGAUUCAGAUCCCCAAGGAAGAGAUCAGUAAGUUCUUCACCAAUAAAACUCCAGGAAUCAGAUGAUGAUAUGCUUAUAAUAGAUGCCCCACCAAUGAAUGUAUCAAAGAAACCAAGAAUAAGCAAGACCUAUAAAAAGUGGAAUAGGGAAGUAAAUGAAAUGAGUUUUGGAGCUAAUUUAGAAACUGUUCAGAACUCUGGAACAUCAGAUAUUUUAAAAAAUUUAGAGGGAGAAAGAUCAGAAGUCAUCACUGUUGGCCUGCAUAGUGUGAAUCAAAGUGAUGGAAAUAAAAGUAAAAUAAAAAUUUCAGCAGCAGAAAGUGCUUAUUUAGCAGAUGUCAAAGCGAGUGCUUUGAAUGUAGGAAGCAAACUUUGGACAAAAUAUUACCCUGCUACUAAAGGCAAUAAUGUAUCUCCUCAGAUGAAGUUUGAAAUGAACAAAGAAACUUUGAAGGAGGAGUCACUGAAUGUUACUUCUGUUAAAGCAUGCAAUAUGACUGAGGAGGUUAGUAAUCAUAAAACUUUGCUGAAAAACAAAACUCAGACUAACCUAUAUUCUAGAGGCAGUACAAAAGAUAGAGUUACAGCACUACAAGAAAGCUCUAAAAAAGAUCCAAUACCUUUUGGGAAAUGGAGUAUUCAGCUACAUGGGAAAAGCAAUGCAUUGCCUAUUAAACGAAGCUGUGUUCCAGUUUUGAGUGGGGAUACAUUUGUCGAAAAAACUGGUGAAAAUUGUACUGAUAAAACUAUGAAAAUGGAUGCCAAAGAAAAUGAGAUAAUAGUAUUAGACUCUUCCGAAGAAGAUGACGUUGAAGAGGAUAAUGAACUUUCUGAAUCAGAUGAUACUAUGGAAGAAUGUCGGAGAAUUUUCAAUGAGUUUGUUGAACAUGAAGCACAAAAGGAAAGAUUAGCAAAGCAGCAGGCCCUUGCAGCGCAAACAGACGUAAACUCAGAUUUGAAGACAAGUAUGCUUCCUGGACAGAAGAGAAGAAUUGCACACACUGCAAAAUUUGAUGUUAAUACCACUAAAGAAAUAAUUGUGCCUUUAAAAGCACCUCUUCCACAGCGGACUUGUCAUUCCAGAAUACUGAAAGCACAGCAACAAGCAACACAAAUAACAACUGCUGUUAAAAGUGGUCAAGCUUUUGUUGCUGCAACUUGCGGCCCAAAGAGAACUGCAUCUGUAAUACCAGCUACUCAGAUUCAAAGCAUGGGCCCCAUAGUUUGUUUAAAUGUGUUUGAAGUUCAGCCUGUUGGAACAAGCACUGGCCAAGUGAAUGUACUACUUCCUGGAAAUGCAUUAACAUCAGUGCCAUGUAGACUUUCCAAUUAUCCUGUAAAAAAAAAUACUCCCAAGCCAAUUAAGGCAUCAAGUCGGAGAAGGCCUCCUGUGAUUGUGGAGCUGGGAUCCAAAGUACCACAUGACACAAGGCAACGAUAUGUCAAUUUUUUUUUUGAAGAAUUCUUGAAAGAUUGUGCAACAGUCAAUGAAGCUUUUGACAAGGCAUUGAUAGAAGAAAAGGCAAUAUAUGACCGUUGUGGUAGUAAAAAUAUAUACUUGAACAUAGCUGUGAACAAGCUUAAAAAAUUGAGGGAUCAUAGCAGUGUGUCAGCAGAUGGCCAGCCCUCAGACAAUAAAUGCACUACUUCAACUGGCUUUAGAAAAGAAGAAAAAAAUGAUUUUACAGGAAUUACUCUCUAUAAACUUCUAAAAGAAUAUGCUUUGACUGAUGAACAGUUGAAGGAAAAUGGCUUCCCUGAACCAAAUCCUGAGAAACCUGGCAGUGCUAUACUAUGCAGUGGCGCCAUAAAAGCAGCUUUAUCUGACUCUUCCAGAAGAAUUUGUUGUCGAUGCGGAGAAAUAUAUACUGUAACUUCAUCAGGAAGACAUGUUCGGAAAGAAGAAUGCAGCUACCAUUCUGGUAGGGUAUUAAGGCAUAAAGUUCCGGGUGGUUUGGAAACACGUUACAGUUGUUGCGAAGGAGUGGUAGGAUCUCCUGGAUGCCAGGUUGCAAAGCUCCAUGUUCAUGAUGGCAGAAAAGAAAAUAUAGAUGGCUUUGUGAAGACUUUCAUCAAACCACCUCCACUUGAUGGAAAUCAUGGUGUAUUUGCGUUAGAUUGUGAAAUGGUUUUCUGGAGUGACGGCAGAAGACAUGAAGAAUACUGUAACAUCAAUUCGGGACGUGCAGGCAAUAUUGUUAAACUUGUUUAGUGCAGACACAAUUUUAAUUGGACAUAGUUUAGAGAGUGAUUUGUUUGCUCUUAAGGUAUAUUAUACAGAAUGAUAAUAUAUUUAUAAUGAUUUGAAAUGUUUUGCUUAAAACCUGUUCAGGUUUAACUUCUGUGUCCUGUCUAAUACUGCACACAGAAGUGUCCUGCUGGAUUUAUACCAUCUAGCGCAGCAUUCUGUUUCCCACAGUGAUUAACCCACUGCCUCUGGGAACAUGAGGACAACUCUCUCCUUUAUGGGUCCAGGUUCACUGGUGUGGUGUGGGUGAGGGAUAGAUCUAACAUGAAUUGCAAUAAAACAGGAUAGGAGUAUUGGAAUUUAAAGAAGCCAUAACUUUAUUGAUUACAGAUUUCAGCAGGUUUUGGCACUAGGUGUAUAUCCUGAAAUUGACCAAUUGUUGUUCCCCAGCAACUGAUAUUCAUAAGCCUCUAGUCCUAGAGGUGACAUGCAGGCAUAUAGUCAUCAUGAAUAAUAGCCAUUGAUGGGUGGCUGUAUACUUGAUGAAUUUGACUAAUUUUUUAAAAUAAGCAAAGCUAGUCACCAUCACGGUAUAUUGCUGCAGCAAAUUCUAUAGUUUAACUAUGCUCUGAGAAAUAACUGCUAUGGUAAACAUGUUACAGAGAAUGGGAGGAUGGGUUGUGUAGCUUGCUAGCCAGGAAAGAGUCUAGGAUGCGUAGUAUGAGGCCUUUUAUAACCUUCCCCCAAAUCUAGUUCCCAAAUGCCAUGUUGGGCCAAAAUCCAAACCCUUGUGAGAGUACCUUGCCCUCUCGCCCUCAGAAUGGCCAGGGCUUCCCAGCCAUUGGAUGCUAUGCUACUGGAGAGACAUGGCAAUAGUGGCACAAGGUAGCUGCAGGCUUUUCACCACUUCCCAGUGGCAUUGCUGUGGCUCAGAGGCCCCUAUGUGAAAAAGUUAAUGUGAUAUGGUUUUUGUUGUUGUUGUUUAGUCGUGUCCGACUCUUCGUGGCCCCACGGACCAGAGCACGCCAGGCACUCCUGUCUUUCCACUGCCU
Messenger RNA from Podarcis muralis (Common wall lizard), 4007 nucleotides. NCBI's taxonomy places the organism in Eukaryota, Metazoa, Chordata, Lepidosauria, Squamata, Lacertidae. The record is from RefSeq and is a predicted model, not a curated record.